AUGUUUCUCGUUCCUCCCGGAGCGAGACAUGUGGUCAUCCAAGAACACGAGGCCUCCCCUCAAAUUCUUGCAAUCAAGAACCAAGCGACGGGCCACUACAUCCUCAACGGCAAAGGGGAGGAGGUCCGAUCGAGAAGCUUCAUUGACUUAGGCGUGGAGUGGCACUACAUGGUCGAGGAAGACGUGGAGACGCUGCACACCGACGGACCCCUGCCUGACCCCGUGGUGGUCCUGAUUAUACCUAAGGACAACGAGACCCGCUCCACUCUAAUGUACAAGUACAUCAUCCACGAGGACUCGGUGCCCGUCAACAACAACAAUGUCCUCCAGGAAGACACGUACGAGUGGGCCCUCAAGAGCUGGUCUCCGUGCUCCAAGCCGUGCGGCGGAGGCUUCCAGUACACCAAAUACGGCUGCCGGAAGAAAGGCGACACCAAGAUGGUCCACAGAGGCUACUGCGAUGUGGGCAAGAAGCCCAAACCCAUACGUCGGAUGUGCAACCUGCAGGACUGCGCGCAGCCCCAGUGGAUCUCGGACGAGUGGGAACACUGCACCAAAACCUGCGGCGGCCUGGGCUUUCAGAUCCGGACGGUCCGCUGCCUGCAGUUCCUCCACGACGGAACCAAUCGCUCCAUCCACAGCAAAUACUGUAGUGGGGAGAAGCCUGAGAGCAGGAGGCUCUGCAACCGAGUGGCCUGCCCUUCUCAGUGGAGGACAGGAGCAUGGUCGGAGUGCUCCGUGACCUGUGGCGAGGGCAUGGAGAGGCGUCUCGUCACCUGCCGAGUGGGAGACCACUGCAGCGGAGACAGACCCGAGAACGUGCGAGUUUGCAGACCGGGACUGUGCCACGACGAACCUUGCCAUGGCGACAAGUCCAUCUUCUGCCAGAUGGAGGUUCUGGCCCGCUACUGCUCCAUCCCGGGCUACAACAAGCUGUGCUGCGACUCCUGCAGCAAGCGUGGCGGCGGCGGCGCUCUCUCGCACUUCUCCGAAGCGGCCGGGACGGAGGAGGAGCACAUCCGUUUUGGCUCCGCCUCCCAGCUGCUGGAGACGCUGAUGGCCAACGCCACUCGGGCCGGUAAACAAGGCACGGCCAAACAAGGCGCGGCCAAACAAGGCGGGGCCAAACAAGGCGGGGCCAAACAAGGCACGGCCAAACAAGGCACGGCCAAACAAGGCACGGCCAAACAAGGCGCGGCCAAACAAGGCACCCGUAGAUCAGGCGCGGCGGCGAGACACGUAACCACGCCCGCCCCGUCCAAGAAAACCAAAACAACGACCGCGCCGAGGCGGUUCCCGCGGGACGUCACGGCGAGCUCCGGCAGCUUCACAGAUAGCCGGUGGCCCGCCUCGUACUCCAAAGUGGAGCGAUGAGGGCGGCGCCGUGUUCACGGGACUACACAGACAUUCUGAGUCUUCUCACGCCAACGCCAACAACGACGACGACCACGCCAACAAAGCAGCCGCAUACAGAAGUCCUCCAAGCGCGAGAAACAAAGAGACAAGUGCUGGUUCACUUUGUACACGCCACCUUCGGGCCCACGCCGACGUAAACGUCACUCGAACGUCUCGCGGCGGGAAAACGACGACACGCCGGGUUCGCUGUGAAAGGCAAACUCACUCAUUUCAAGAUAAAAGGACAAUUAAAGGGAUUUUAUUUUAUUUCAUCGGUCACACAAAGGCUUCAUUUAAGUCGGGAUCAAACCGUCACGCUGCGCCACUAAACACCCACCGCCGCGCUCGUGGUGACAUUUUGGGCCGACGGACGUGAGGGAGGUGCAAACGCUACGCCUGAUUGGGUUACGCCAUUUGUAUGCACGCACUGCACCAUGGG
Nerophis lumbriciformis (worm pipefish) is the source of this 1834-nucleotide messenger RNA. Its product is annotated as A disintegrin and metalloproteinase with thrombospondin motifs 3-like. NCBI's taxonomy places the organism in Eukaryota, Metazoa, Chordata, Actinopteri, Syngnathiformes, Syngnathidae. The record is from RefSeq and is a predicted model, not a curated record. Gene Ontology annotation, biological process: proteolysis; extracellular matrix organization. Gene Ontology annotation, molecular function: metalloendopeptidase activity. Gene Ontology annotation, cellular component: extracellular matrix.